AAUAAAACUGACUAACCCCUAGUAAGACUAAUCAAUAAAAAAAGAGGGGAAAAAAACACAAAUUACUAUUAUCAGGAAUGAAAGAGGCAGAUGUUAAAAGGCUAACAAGGGGCAAUAAACAAGUUUGUGCCAAUAAGCUGAUCACCUAGAUUAAAUGGACAAAUUCCUUGAAAAUACAAGCAUGCUAAUUGCAAUCAAAAUUAUAAGGAACUAUGGGAGGAUUCAGUAAGGUGGUUAUUCUAAGUCCAGAGGGAUCUGGAAAGACUUCCUGAAAAUAGUAUUUAAACUGAGAUCCGAAGGAAAAUGGGAUUUGACCAGGUUGAUAGAAUUGGGCAGGGGAAUGGCACGUGCAAAGGACCUGAGAUUGAAAUGAGUUGUGUGCAUCCAAAGAAGAAAAGUCCACCCUCAUGGCCCUUUUUAGUGGUUGGUUACCACACGCUUACAUUCUUCCUGGGUGUAAAUCUCCAGGUGGACCUGCUGGACCUAAGCAGAAACGUUUAGAGUCCAAAGCAAAUCUGGUAAGACAGAUAUUUGGAAGUUUCUGACCUAUAAACAGGAGACAAUUGAGGCUACUAACUAUGUCAUUUCCUCAGUUCUGGUGCUAGUAUUUCCUUUCACCUGGCUAGUGAUGCUCCCAAAACUUUGCUUCCCUGUAGCCUCACACUGGGCGCACACCCACUCUAUGAGGGGUUGCAUUUCAUGCCAUAAAUUCUUUGGAGCUCAUGUCUGACACUCUUAGCUCCAUUCCACAGCACAGUAGGCUGAGGCUUCAAAGAAGGCCUGUGUCUUACCUGAGGUGGCAAAAGCCAAGCCCUAACCACUGUGCCUAACAGAUUUCCACCCCGCACAUUUCAACCUCAGCCCUGGUUGGGCCACAUACUGUGACUUGGACCUGGGUUUCCCAAAUGACCCGCAUUCCUCCUGCUUCGCCUCAUCCAGGAGCUCUCUCAGGAGAAGAAUAAACACACAAACAAACAAACAUGCACUCAACCAUCUGGCCCAUUUUUCCCUCCCAUCUGCAGAACAUCGGCCCCCAAGGGGCAGCGAGGUGCCAGGCUCUGGUGUGCAUCCCUGGGAGGGGUGGGGAGGGGAGAGAGUCCCUUUCAGGGCCCAAGUGUGUGUGUGCAACUUCCUGCCCGUGAGGAAACACUCAGCUCAAAUCAGCCCUGGUUCUCCUUUCCUUGCUCUGGCCUCACAGGAGGAGCUGGCGGAGAGCUGUGGGCCGCUCUGGCCUCAGCCAGAGUUCCUGGCCAAACACGGGAGGAGAGAUGCCCUGGACCGUCCUGCUCUUUGCAGCCGGCUCCUUGGCGAUUCCAGCGCCGUACAUCAUGCUGGUGCCUCCACACCCCAGCAGCCAGGAGGACCCCAUCCACAUCUCGUGUGUGGCCCCCCAGGAAUUCCCAGGGGCGAAUUUCACACUGUACCAAGGCGGGCAGGUGGUGCAGCAGGAGCAGGCCCCUGUGGACCAGCUCAAGGUCACCUUCAACCUGAGUGGUGGCAGCCAGGAGGCUCCAGGAAGACCAUUCUAUUGCCAGUAUGGCGUCCUCGGCGAGCACAGGCAGCCCCAGCUGUCAGACCUGAGUGAGCCCAUGCACAUCUCCUUCCCAGUGCCCACCUGGAUCCUGGCACUCUCCUUGAGCCUGGCUGGAGCUUUCCUUCUCCUUGCUGGGCUGGUGAUCAUUGCCAUGGUCGUCAGAAAAGUUAAAUUUAAAAAAUUGCAGAAGAAAAGAGAGCGAGAAUCUUGCUGGGCCCAAGUCAACUUCCCCGCCACAGACAUGUCCUUCGAUAACUCCCUGUUUACCAUCUCGAAAAUGACUUCAGAAGAAGAUGCAGCCACGGUGGAUGCUCCCUCAGGCUCCAAUGAGACACCUGACAACUCUGGCCCCUGGAAGAGGACUAACUCCACGUCAUCCUCACCUGAGCCUCCUGAAUUCAGCACUUUCCGGGCCUGCUAGGGGGAUCCCUCUCUCUAUGUCUCUGUGCCCUCCAUUCAGCCCUCUCCCUUGAGCUGGCCGGCCUGUUUGGUGCCUCAGGCCCCUCCAGCUACUAUGGGGACUUCUGGCUGCUGCUUACUCAGGGAAGUGAACAGAGGCGAUUAAGGGGAACCCUGGCCUUGCAGAGGGGCAGGGGUGGGAGAAGGAGUGCAAGUGCUGGCCUAGAGGCUGGAUGGAAAGUAGGAAGCCUCUCUUUGGAUUCCCAGCUUCCCAGGCCACCAGUGAAGGAGAUGUUAGGUUCCCUGCUGGCCCUUUGCUGGGGCACUGUGAAGUCUGAGCUCUCUGCACACCUCUCUGGUUUCCUCCUUCUAUGCCACACCUAACUUGACCAACCUGGCUGGGUUUCUGGAGCAUAGGGUACCUGGGGGUAUAUUCUGUGUGCCCUGCUGGCAUGCCUAAGUUAUUAAUUAUAAUGUGUUGAGCUGUUC
Phacochoerus africanus (Common warthog) is the source of this 2422-nucleotide messenger RNA. RefSeq names its product chromosome 4 C19orf38 homolog (gene C4H19orf38). The transcript has 7 exons. The record is from RefSeq and is a predicted model, not a curated record. Lineage: Eukaryota; Metazoa; Chordata; Mammalia; Artiodactyla; Suidae. Bases 1269 to 1955 code for a protein of 228 amino acids.